Messenger RNA from Telopea speciosissima, 994 nucleotides. Its product is annotated as mitochondrial import inner membrane translocase subunit TIM17-2-like. The coding region runs from base 67 to 750 and encodes 227 amino acids. The record is from RefSeq and is a predicted model, not a curated record. NCBI's taxonomy places the organism in Eukaryota, Viridiplantae, Streptophyta, Magnoliopsida, Proteales, Proteaceae. Gene Ontology annotation, biological process: protein import into mitochondrial matrix. Gene Ontology annotation, molecular function: transmembrane protein transporter activity. The transcript is spliced from 2 exons. Gene Ontology annotation, cellular component: mitochondrial inner membrane; TIM23 mitochondrial import inner membrane translocase complex.
UCAGAAUCUCAUAUUAUCGAUUUAUAGAAGAGAACCACACCCAAAGCCACUUUAUUCUCUGAUCUCAUGGGAACUCCAGAGACCUCACGUGAGCCCUGUCCGGAUCGAAUCCUGGAUGACAUCGGCGGUGCCUUCGGCAUGGGUGCCGUCGGUGGUUCAGCCUUCCACUUCUUAAAAGGUAUCUACAACUCCCCCAAGGGUGAGCGCUUGAUCGGUGGCUCUCAGGCAGUGCGCAUGAACGCUCCUCGUGUCGGUGGCAGCUUCGCCGUAUGGGGUGGUCUUUUCUCCGCCUUCGACUGCACCAUGGUCUACGUCCGCCAGAAGGAAGAUCCCUGGAACUCCAUCAUCGCCGGAGCCGCCACCGGUGGUUUCCUCCAGAUGCGUCAAGGGUUAGGUGCGGCGUCGAGGUCGGCUCUGUUUGGUGGGGUAUUACUCGCUUUGAUUGAAGGAGCUGGGAUCAUGCUCAACAAGGUUCUUAGUGCUCCUCAGAAUUUACCCCCGAUGGAAGACUCCUUUCCCAAUAUGGCCGGUGCCCCUGGAUUUCCGAUCGGUCAGUUGCCAAAUACGGUUCCGACGUCUCUUGAGACUCCGACCGAGUCGUCCUCUCCUUCAUGGUUCGGAGGGUUAUUCGGUGGCGGCAAGAAGCAGGAGUCGGGGACAACGAGUGGUGGUGCUGGUGGAGGCAAGACAGAGAUUCUGGAGAGCUUUGACACGCCGAGCACGCCUAUCCCUUCUUUUGAGUUCAAGUGAGAUGAAUGGAUGAAUUAUGUAGUGGAGGAACUAAUCAUUGUUGAGGCUGUGGAAUUUUGUUUAUGGGCCUGUUUGAAAUGGUAGAAGUACAGAAGAGGAUGAGGGUAACAAUAAGCAUAGAAAGUUUGUUUGCAGGAAAAUGGUACAAGUACAGAAAAUGGGAGUGUAACAAGAAGCAUAGAAAGUUUAUUUGCAGGAAAUUGUGUUCCAAAGGUUAAUUAAUUGGAGUGGUGCAACUUCUUUA